Molecule: messenger RNA, 8242 nt
Organism: Marmota monax (woodchuck)
Lineage: Eukaryota; Metazoa; Chordata; Mammalia; Rodentia; Sciuridae
Gene: Maml2
Product: mastermind like transcriptional coactivator 2
Exons: 5
Coding region: 1378-4842 (1154 amino acids)
Biological process (GO): Notch signaling pathway; positive regulation of transcription of Notch receptor target
Cellular component (GO): nuclear speck; nucleoplasm
Molecular function (GO): transcription coactivator activity
Source: RefSeq, a predicted model, not a curated record
CCACCCCGCGGCUUGCUGGCUCUCUCUUUCUCCCUCUCUGUCUCACUCUCUCUCUUUCUCUCCCUCUCCUAUCGGAGCACAAUGAAAGCCUGUGUAUCGCCUGUGUAUCGCCGUGACUCCGGGCGGGAACCAGUGUCAGCAAGCGGCUAACAACAGACGAGAAAGAGAAAGGAAAAUACAAGCUACUUUUUUUUUCCAUCUAUAAAGCGGAGCAAUACAAGAGAUAGAACCACAUUGCUUAUUGCGAGUCCAGACCCUCAGAUCCACUGGCCGGGGAUGGAAUGUACAAAAGUGGACAGAAAAGUGGCUGGACAUGACUCGGUGCAAUUUGCUGGAAGUUUGUAAGUUUGACCAUCGUUUGUAAAUUACUCUCGGAAGAGUUUGUGUCUCUUGAUACUGUAUGAGAAUAGAGCCGGGGUGAGGAAUAGAACCGUAAGCGGGAAAGAAAAUAUGUGUCGAAGGAUCUCUCUCAGUGGCUAGCCACUUCAGAUUGCUUUCAUUUAAGGCUAGGAAACCUUAGAGGGAAUGAGGAUUUUGCCGGUGAUUGGAUUAGCAGAAGAAAAAAGCAUGGUCCCAAAGUCCAAUUACUGACAUUGUUAACGAUUGAAAAGCUGUCUCCUUUUGGGAGAAGACAACAUCCUACAGCACCCCAAGGAGGAGAUAACAUUGGAGCAAAGGGAAAGAGGAAAAAAUCAAAAGCCAAAAGACAGUUGCCCUUGAUUUUUGCACAUUUUGAACAUUGACUUCAAAACGUUCUGAAACAGCACUGUUUUUUUGUUUUGUUUUGUUUUUGGUGUGUGUGUGUGUGUGUGUGUGUGUGUGUUUAACCUGAGAAAAAGUAAAGGCUGCCGGUUACAUACACCAUGGUAGAAAUGUAUUUCUCUGCAGAUACAUCUCCAUAAUUUUCUGAAACAACUAGGUGCGGGGAGUCCAGCUCUCUAUUAAUACCUCUCUCAAUUCCUUUUUCUGUGUGUUUCUGUCUCUUGCUUGACAAUCCCUGAAUUCUUGAACUAACCCCCAGAUUUUGUGCUUACAAAGUACAUAGUGGCUCUUGUCAGCUUCUUGAGGUGUGUGGGGGGGAAUUCACCAACUCUAUCCAACUUCUCCAGAGCUGUCAAAUGCAAUUAGAGUAAGUUGAUCAGGGUUUGUUUCCAACUUAUCCUCUCCAGUUGGUCUCCAUUCUUUUCUCCCCACCCUCUUUUUACUAACUCCCCUCCCCCACACCUUCUCUACUGUUCCCCCCACCUCUGAAGACCUCUAUUCAUGUGGCCCUGAACACUGAGUUCACAUUGUCAAACACAGAUUUGCCUGCAAUAGACAACACAGUAGCCUCUUUACACCUCAUCAUCCCAGGCAGCAAUCAUUGUGUCCAAUAAGAUGGGGGACACAGCGCCCCCACAGGCCCCUGCAGGAGGGCUAGGGGGGCCUUCUGGGGCGGGGCUCCUAGGAGGGGGCUCAGUCACCCCCAGGGUGCACAGUGCUAUCGUGGAGCGCCUGCGGGCUCGGAUUGCUGUCUGCCGCCAGCACCACCUGAGCUGUGAAGGACGCUAUGAACGUGGUAGGGCCGAGAGCUCAGACCGUGAAAGGGAGAGCACCUUGCAGCUCUUGAGCCUUGUACAGCAUGGCCAGGGAGCAAGGAAGGCUGGCAAACACACCAAGGCCAAUGCCACCGCUGCCACCACUUCAGCCCCUCCACCGCCCCCUGCUGCCCCUCCUACGGCUUCCCAAGCAGCAGCAACAGCAGCCCCACCGCCCCCACCAGACUAUCACCAUCACCACCAGCAGCAUCUGUUGAACAGUAGCAAUAAUGGUGGCGGUGGUAGGAUAAAUGGAGAGCAGCAGCCACCAGCUUCAACCCCAGGGGACCAGAGGAACUCAGCCCUGAUUGCGCUUCAGGGUUCCUUGAAAAGAAAACAGGUAGUUAACCUGUCUCCUGCCAACAGCAAGAGGCCCAAUGGCUUUGUUGACAACUCUUUCCUUGAUAUCAAAAGAAUCCGUGUUGGGGAGAAUCUCUCUACUGGACAAGGUGGCCUCCAAGUAAAUAAUGGACAAAAUCAAAUUAUGCCAGGGGCCUUGCCUAUGAGUCAGGCACCCCCAAGAAAGAUUAGCACACUGCCAUCCCACAUACAUUCUCCUGGCAAUGCUUUGUUUAACAUGGGCUUAAAAGAGGUGAAGAAAGAGCCAGGAGAGACUCUGUCUUGCAGUAAGCACAUGGAUGGUCAAAUGCCGCAGGAGAAUCUUUUUAGUAAUAGGUAUGGAGAUGACCCUGGAGAGCAACUGAUGGAUCCUGAGCUGCAGGAACUUUUCAAUGAACUGACCAACAUAUCUGUGCCUCCCAUGAGUGACCUUGAAUUGGAGAACAUGAUCAAUGCCACCAUAAAGCAGGACGACCCAUUUAACAUUGACUUGGGUCAGCAGAGCCAGAGAAGCACGCCCCGACCCUCCUUGCCCAUGGAGAAGAUGGUGAUCAAAAGUGAAUACUCACCUGGCCUGACUCAAGGCCCCUCCAGCUCUCCUCAGUUAAGGCCCCCAUCAGCUGGCCCUGCAUUCUCAAUGGCCAAUUCUGCCCUCUCCACUUCAUCCCCAAUUCCUACAGUCCCUCAGAGCCAGGCUCAGCCUCAGACAGUGUCAGGAGCAAAUCGGGCCCUGCCAAGCUGGCAGGAAGUAUCCCAUGCUCAGCAACUCAAACAAAUUGCGGCCAAUCGUCAACAGCAUGCCCGGAUGCAGCAGCAACAGCAGCAGCAGCAGCAGCAACAGCAGCAACAGCAGCAGCAGCAGCAGCAGCACCAGCCUACCAACUGGUCAGCCUUGCCCUCUUCUGCUGGACCAUCCCCAGGUCCAUUUGGGCAAGAGAAAAUUCCCAGCCCUUCUUUUGGUCAGCAGCCAUUUAGCCCACAGGGCUCCCCUAUGUCCGGGGUAGCUGGCAGUAGCAACCAGUCAAAAGUAAUGGCUAACUACAUUUACAAGGCCAGCCCCUCAACCCAGGGUGGGCAUCUGGAUGUGCUCAGCCGAAGUUUUAUUAACAACCCCCACCCAGCCCUGGAGCCCCGUCAUGGCAACACCAAGCCUCUGUUCCAUUUUAAUUCAGAUCAAGCAAACCAGCAGAUGCCUUCUGUUUUGCCUUCUCAGAACAAGCCUUCUCUCCUACACUAUACCCAGCAGCAGCAGCAGCAGCAGCAGCAGCAACAGCAGCAGAGCUCAAUGACAGCUCAGCAGCAGCAGCAGCAGCAACAGCAGCAGCAACAGCAGCAGCAGCAGCAGCAGCAGAGCUCUAUUUCAGCUCAGCAGCAACAGCAGCAACAGCAGCAGCAGCAGCAACAGCAGCAGCAGCAGCAACAGCAGCAGCAGCAGCAGCAGCAGCAGCAGCCACCAUCACAGCCCACCCAACCCUUAUCAAGCCAGCCUUUGAUGAGGUCACCCUUACCACUUCAGCAAAAGAUCCUGCUUCAGAAAAUUCAGAAUCAGUCCAUCACAGGACUGGGCUAUCAAGUCUCCCAACAACACAGACAGGAUCAACACUCUGUGGUAGGCCAGAACACAGGCCCAAGUCCAAGUCCCAACCCCUGCUCAAAUCCAAACACUGGAAGUGGUUACAUGAACUCCCAGCAGUCACUGUUGAAUCAGCAAUUGAUGGGAAAGAAACAGACUCUACAGAGGCAGAUCAUGGAGCAGAAACAGCAGCUUCUCCUCCAGCAGCAGAUGCUAGUUGAUGCGGAGAAAAUUGCUCCACAAGAUCAGAUAAACCGACAUUUGACAAGGCCACCCCCAGAUUACAAAGACCAAAGAAGAAAUGUUGGCAAUCUGCAAACAGCUGCUCAGUAUUCUGGUGGCUCAUCGACGGUGAGUUUGAACUCUAACCAGGCUUUGACAAACCCAGUUUCAACACACACAAUUUUAACUCCCAAUUCCAGCCUCAUGUCUACUGCUCAUGGAACAAGAAUGCCAUCAUUAUCCACAGCAGUUCAGAACAUUGGGAUGUACGGAAAUCUGCCUUGUAAUCAGCCUGGCACAUAUAGUGUCCCUUCAGGAAUGAGUCAAAUGACCCAACAGAGAAAUCCAAAUCAACUUAUAGCCAAUCAAAACAACCCUCUGAUGUCACGGUCAUCUACCUUAGGACCAAAUAACAAUAGCAAUGUGGCCACUUUUGGAGCUGGAUCUGUUAGCAAUUCACAACAACUGAGACCAAAUUUAACCCACAAUAUGGCAAGCAUGCCAACCCAGAGAACAUCCAAUGUUAUGAUCACAUCCAACACAACAGCACCAAACUGGGCCUCUCAAGAAGCAACAACCAAACAGCAGGAAGCUCUGAAGUCCACAGGAGUCCGCUUCCCUACAGGAACGCCUGCCGCCUAUACUCCAAACCAGUCACUGCAGCAGGCAGUGGGCAGCCAGCAAUUCUCCCAGAGGGCAGUGGCUCCUCCUAACCAGUUAACACCAGCUGUGCAAAUGAGACCCAUGAACCAAAUGAACCAAGCAUUAAAUGGACAAACCAUGGGUCCACUCAGGGGUCUGAAUCUCAGACCCAAUCAGCUAAGCACACAGAUUUUGUCUAAUUUGAACCAGUCAGGGACAGGGUUGAAUCAGUCAAGGACAGGUAUAAACCAGCCACCAUCCCUGACACCCAACACUUUUCCUUCAUCCAACCAAAGUUCCAGGGCUUUUCAAGGAACUGACCAUGGCAGUGACUUAGCUUUUGACUUCCUCGGCCCACAGACUGAUAACAUGGGUCCAGCCCUCAACAGUGAUGCUGAUUUCAUUGAUUCGUUAUUGAAGACAGAGCCUGGCAAUGAUGACUGGAUGAAAGACAUCAAUCUUGAUGAAAUCUUGGGGAACAACUCCUGAAGGAGAAAGGGCAGACAGUUCACAAACUCAAAGCACUAACGGCAGAAUUUUAUAAGGAUGCUGUAAAGGCCAAACUUUUGACUUCCACAUGGAUUACAUGAAGAUACUGUGGCUUAAAAACAGAGACUAGCUGUAGUGAACAUAUUGGUCCAAAUUCUUUUUUAAAAUCUGAAACCUGAAAGUAAAACAUUGGGAUCUCUUUUCCCCAUCCGAACUCCAGGACAUAUUUUCCAAUUUAUCCAAACAGAACUGUGAUGUUAAUGUGUAAUUAAUUGUGUAAAAUAGACAUCCCAAGCUCUUUUUCUCCCUGAAAGAAAAGUAAUAGAAUUUGUAGCUUGUUUCAACCCUGUGUCACGGGGAGGUACUAGUUCCAAGCAACAAGCAACAGAUUCCUUAAUUUACUCUCAUAGAUAUGUGUGGUUUAAUUUUCCACUGUCUUUUCAUUUAAUUUUCCUAAAGCUUUCAGGAUAGAUUGAAAUGAUUUGUUUGGAGUAACUGAACGAUGUUCUAGGUGAGGGAAAGCCAGAAUCUAGAAAACAUCCAGCUGAUGAUAGAAUUUCUUCCCUAGAUUUGGUCCUCAUUUUUGCAAUUCUCCCACAUAUUCUAUACUUCAGUGGGAUGUUGUAUCUAGUAAUGAAAUAAGAAUGAAGGGCUGCAUAACUCGAUGUUGGCUUCCACAACCAUCUGAAUCCAUUCCCUACCAAGUUUUAGAUACAAAUAAGACUUGUCCUAAUCAUACUGAAAUACUGGUGCACACCUGUCUGUAUCAGAUUUCAUUUUUUAAAAAACCGACACUGGACUUGCCAUAAGGAGAUUUAUUUGGCCAGAAGUAGCCUGAGGUAUGAUUUAUUAUGAUUGAUUCUUACUGGUUUGUUCCUGAGGUGAGUGAAAUUGAGCCUGUCUUCCAUACUAAUUUUGAUGACUAGAGAAUGGUUUGUAAGAAAAGGAAGUUGGAAAUAAAAACUAAGAUUAGAAAGUAUUGAGUUUUAAUUGGAGGUAAAAGAAACAGAAGUAGCAGGUAGGAAUGGGUACAAAUCUACUUCAUAGAGUUUAGAGGAAAGCAUAAUUGGAAGAGAAAACAUUAUUUUAAUUGGGGUGAAUAGCUAAAUAAGAUGUAGUAUGUUAGUUGUGGCCUAUUCAUUCUUCUGUCCCUGAUGUGAUAAUUCCUUGCCACAUUCUAUGGGCCCUUCAUAUCUAAGUUUUAUCCCACAGGGCUGAGUACUAUAUCAAACAAAGUUUUUAUUGAGUAAUUUGAUCUCAGUACCCAUAUACAGAUGAGCUAAAAGUGGGGAAGAUGUGCAGAUUUGGGAAGGAUGCAAAAUAUACUAAUUACAGAGGAGCAAAGGUUAUUGUCAGCCUUUUAGUUAUACAUUCAUAUUUAAGUAUCAAAUGUACUUUAAUUGAAGUCAUUUAAAAACCAAGUCUUUAAAUAUCUGUUCAAAAAAGAACACACUUUUUUAAAUGGGUCCUGCCAUACUGCCCAGGCUAGCCUUGAACUUGCGAUCCUCCUGCCUCAUUCUCCCAAGUAGCUGGGAUGACGGGUGUGCAUCACCAUGGCAUUGAAAGAACACAUUUUGAAAGUUCUGCAAAGCCCUCUCCCAGUCUUUAAAAACGUCUAGAGGCAACCUCCUUCCUUUAUAGAACACCAACAUCACUGGCUCAGAUUUUCUGUGCUAAUUUGUAAAUAUGAAUAAAUGAUUUGUUUUGUAAACUUUUGUAAAGAAUAUUUUGGUAGAAAUACUUAAAACAUAUACUUUGGGUUAUAUUUAUACAUAUGUGAAAUAAAUAUACUAUCAAAAGGUUAUAUUUUAUACAAAAAGUAAAUUGUUACCUUUUGUAUGCUAAUAUACAAAGUUUUGUACAAUAAUAUGGUUUAUUUUUAGCUCUACAUUUAAACCAUAGGUGGUCAAGUGGGAACCUUUGAAAAUUAUCAAGAGGCUUGUUAGACAAACUUAUAUUCUGAAACCUUAAUAAGAAAGCAUUCCAGGUUUCAAUUCUUUCCUUUUUUUCUGCUCUCAAAUUCUUUAUUAAACCCAUAGUUCUUGCGUCUUAUUUGAUUACUCUACUGUGCACAUUGUAUUCGUCCUUGUUGCAUGUGGUCUACUGUGUGUUUUCUCAUUUUAUGAAACAGUGUUUCUCCAUGCAAAAAGAAAGGAAAAAUAAUGUACAUAUGAAUGCUUUUAUUUCAUUGCUCCUCCAUGUUUCUGUAUAUAUCUGCCAGUACUUCCCAGUUACACUCUGUGAUUCAGUUUAUUUUUACCCUAACAUAAAUAGUAUGUUUUGUAGUAGCUAUCAAAUUUAAGAGAUAAAGCAAUCAGAAUGUUUGGAUUUUCUUCUAUCUUAAUGUGAAUUUCAUAAUUAAUGUCUAUUUAUUCAGCUAUUCAUUAAAAUACAGGAUUCUUUGGAACAAAUGGUGUAAUCUAUAGUUUCUGUUUGUUGGCAGCCUAUUACCAAAGAUGAUGCAAUUUUCCUGAAAGCUGAGAUAAUGACAAUUUGAUAGACAUAUUUAGUGAGAACCUUAGGAUUUACAACUUAAGAGCUGUUGGAAUACAAUCUUCCAUUUGUAGAAAUACCAGACUACUUAAUUAUUGGCAUUGUUUAUCAUUUUGAUAUAUUAUACAAGCAGUAGAAGUAAUUUUUCAUCCUUUUUUCAAGUUCAAAGACUAGAAAGCAAUUUAAGCAAAUAAUUCAUUCUUGGUUUUGUGUUAAGCCCUGAAGAUAAAUAACUCCGCUCUAAAUGAAUGCACUAAUAUUACCUGCAUUACUGUAACUUAACCCAUAACUGUAAAGAUUUCUACUUGUAAAGUAAAUAUUUGUAUUGUAUGUAAUUCCAUGUGUAAAAAAUAGUUUUAAAAAAUUCAGAGGUGUUUUUCUUGUAUGAAGUCAUACUUUCCAUUCACCAAUCAUAUUGUUACUACAUCCCAGAAAGUUCUGAGAACUAUUAAUAGUAAUGGAUACUUACAGUCAAAUUUAUUCUGUAGGAAGCUUUUAGUACUAGCUAAAUGCUGAGUCAUGUCAUUUUAAUGUUCUUUAAUUCACUCAGAAAGUUUGUAUUAAAAUUUUAUCUGCACAGCACCUAUUAAUUACUGCCUAAUUCUCAGGCAUUGUGGGCAUUUAUCUGACUUGCUUUGUGGCAUUUGGUCAGACUGGGCUGAGGGAACAUAGGGCCCCCAAACCACAGCCUGCCUGAGCACCUUUACUCAGCCCUUCUUGAGAAGCAAGGAGGCUGAGAGAAAUCUGGGCCUCUAGGAAAAGAAGAACCUUUCUGCAUUCUCUUGCCCCACUGUUGUAUAUGUUGGUAGGGUUCCAUUGUCCCUUUCCCUUCUGCCAAAAUAUGUAUGCAAUUCUCUGUUUUACUAGCAUUAUUAAUGGAAUAAUAAUAAAAUUGAUAUUUUAUAUA